Messenger RNA from Xylona heveae TC161, 1797 nucleotides. RefSeq names its product nuclear segregation protein. Lineage: Eukaryota; Fungi; Ascomycota; Xylonomycetes; Xylonales; Xylonaceae. Gene Ontology annotation, biological process: intracellular mRNA localization. The transcript has 3 exons. Gene Ontology annotation, molecular function: mRNA binding. The record is from RefSeq and is a predicted model, not a curated record. Gene Ontology annotation, cellular component: endoplasmic reticulum; nuclear outer membrane-endoplasmic reticulum membrane network; ribonucleoprotein complex. The coding region runs from base 136 to 1695 and encodes 519 amino acids.
GAAAUUAUAAUCUGAACUGUUAUUUAUCCACUCCAUCCACUCCCACCACGGAUCUUACAGCCGGACUCCUGAGAGUUUGAGCAUUCCUCCUCGAGAGAGCUAUCCCUUUGUUCUCUUUCUUGUCAUCCUUCGACCAUGGCCGACGUCGCAACGCCCCCGGCCGCCUCGCCGAGUCCUGCAAAGGACACCAAAGCCCCCAAGGUCAAGCCCGAGAGGCCUGACGAGGAGGCCUACAAGGUCAACCUGUCCAAGGCUGAGGCUGCGCACAAGCAGGCUCAGGAGAAGCUGAACGCCAUCAAGUCCAAGAUUGAACUUGCUCAGCCCCCAAGCAAGGACUCCCCCGUCGCCAAGCGCCAGCAAGAGCUCCGUGGUGAGCUCUCCAACAUUCGCCAGCAGCAGCAGGGCCUGAAGUCAUCCAAGGGCAACCUUCAAGAGAAGAUCAAGUCGCUCGAUGCCACCCUCAAGUCACGCAUUGCCGAGCAGAAGGCUGCCAAGGGCCGUGUCAAUUUCAAGAAUGUCGAGGAGAUUGACCGUGAGAUUCAGAGUCUCGAGAAGCAGGUCGACAGCGGUACCAUGAGGCUCGUUGAUGAGAAGAAGGCUCUGGCGGACAUCUCCAGCCUGCGGAAACAGCGCAAGGGCUUUGCCGGCUUCGAUGAAGCUCAGAAGGGCAUUGAUGACAUCAAGGGCCAGAUUGCUGAGCUCCGCAAGGGUCUUGAUGACCCCGAGGCCAAGGCUCUCAGCGAGAAGUACUCGACCAUUGCCAAGGAGCUCGACGAGAUCAAGGCCAACCAGAACGAGGCCUACAAGAACCUCAACGCGCUCCGUGACGAGCGGACCAAGCUCCACGCUGAGCAGCAGGAGAAGUACACUGCUCUUCGCGCCGUCAAGGACCAGUACUAUCAGCAAAAGAAGGCCUUUGCCGACUACGAGCACGAGGCCUACCGGCAACGCAAGGAGAAGCAGAAGGCCGAGCGGGACGCUUAUGAGAAGGAGAAGCGGAGAAAGGUUGCUGAGCGCAAGCUCGAGGAGGCCAGUGAGCCUGCUUACCUCGACGAGAUUCUGUCCGCCGAGGGUCUCAUCCGCUACUUUGACCCCUCAUCUGUCGGCACCCAAACUGCUGCUGGCCCUGGCAAGUUUGCUGCUCAGGCCCAGCGUACUGUUGACGACAGUGGCAUCAAGGGUACUGCUCUCGUGAAGAAGGAUGACCGUGAGGACACCUACUUUGCCGGCACUGGCGGAAAGAAGGGUAAGAAGGGCAAGAAGGGCAACAACGGGUCCUCGCCCGCCCCCGCCGCCGACAAGCUCAACCUCAGCAUUGGUAUCAUUGAGGAGUUUAGCAAGAUCAACGUCGACCCGCCCAUGAGCCAGUCUGACGUUGCUGGCGUCGUCGAGAAGCUCAAGGAGAAGCUCGACCACUGGAAGAAGGACCAGGAGCGCAAGACCAAGGAGAACGUUGAAAAGGCCAAGAAGGAAAUCGAGAAGAUUGAGGCCGAGGCUCAGGAGGCUAAGGCGGCCAAGGAUGCAUCCGACAACAACAACCGCCGCUCCAAGGACGGCGCCAAGAAGCCCGCGCAGAAGAACCAGGCCGUCAAUGGUGACGUUUCUCCUCGGGCCGAAGUUGCCCAGGAGAAGGACGCCGUCGCCGACGCCGCCAAGGAGCUCAAGGAGGCUUCCAUUGAAGACAAGACUCAGUAAACAGAUGCAUUACACCGACAAAAAAAACACUACAGGGCGCGGUUGGAAGAUGAUUGCAUGUAUGCAUACCACGGCGGAGAAUGUGCGCCUUCUUUUUUUGAA